Messenger RNA from Nelumbo nucifera (sacred lotus), 2714 nucleotides. RefSeq names its product Tetratricopeptide repeat (TPR)-like superfamily protein. Lineage: Eukaryota; Viridiplantae; Streptophyta; Magnoliopsida; Proteales; Nelumbonaceae. Gene Ontology annotation, molecular function: RNA binding; protein binding; zinc ion binding. Gene Ontology annotation, cellular component: intracellular membrane-bounded organelle. The record is from RefSeq and is a predicted model, not a curated record. Gene Ontology annotation, biological process: RNA modification.
GUUAUAAGUAGCUUAUCAAGAACUCCCAUGCUCAACAUGAGCGGCUUCUCUAUAGCAGCUCAACCCAAAUGUAGAAGUGGCUUCUCGAAAAACCCCGUUUGCUGUACGCCAAACAGGGCGUUAUAGAAAGGUAAGAAACAGAAAGGGUUCCCAGUUUCCCACCUUCGGUUAGAUUGAAUUUUGGCGAUGCAUAUGUAGUAUGUACAAGAGCGCGGGGAAUAUCGUUUCACGUACGGGCGUUCUUUAUCCAUGGCCGAAACAGCUUUUGUCAGCCUGCAAAGACGCAAAAUCCAUAUCCCAAAUCCAUGCCCUUAUGAUUUUCACUGGAGUGUUCAGCAACGGAGAUUCGAACGGCCAACUAAUAGCCUCGUAUGCGCGGAUUGGUGAUGUUACAUCAGCUCGCAGGGUGUUCGAAGAAUCGCCUCAAAGAGGAGUAGUCACUUGGAAUGCCAUGAUCAUUGCCUACUCUAGGAAUGACUCACCAAAUGAAGUACAAAAUCUCUACCGGAGGAUGAUUCUGGAAGGUGUCAGACCCGAUAGUUCAACCUUCACGGUCACUCUCAAGGCAUGUUCUAGUUUGUUGGAUUUGAAAGCUGGCGAAAAGAUUCGAUCACAAGCUAUUGAUUUUGGGUAUAAGGAUGAUAUUUUUGUUGGGUCUUCUAUUCUGAAUUUGUACGCCAAGUGUGGGAAGAUGGAUGAAGCAUUGGGGAUCUUCAAUGGAAUGACAAAGAGGGAUCUUGUCUCUUGGACUACAAUGAUUACGGGUUUUGCUCAGAGUGGCCAGCCAGUCGAAGCAGUGGAGGUUUUUCGUCGGAUGCAGAUAGAAGAAAUCAAAGGAGAUGCAGUUCUGAUGGUGGGUCUAAUUCAAGCUUGCACAAAUCUCGGGGAUAUGAAACUGGGUAUUUCUGUUCAUGGGUAUAUGAUCCGCCAACAUCUUCCAAUGGAUGUUGUAGUUGAAACCAGCCUUGUGGACAUGUACGCAAAGAAGGGGCUCUUGAAUCUUGCGUCUCGUGUCUUUGAGAAGAUGUCUUACAGAAAUGUGGUUUCCUGGAGUGCUUUGAUGUCUGGCUUUGCUCAAAAUGGGUUUGCUGGGAACGCACUUGAAUUGUUGAUCGAGAUGCAGAGUUAUGGAUUUAAACCAGAUUUGGUGUCACUUGUUAGUGCUCUCCUGGCUUGUUCUCAGAUUGGUUUUCUAAAAUUGGGAAAAUCCAUACAUGGAUAUAUUGUUAGGAGGGUUGAGUUUGAUCGAGUCUCGGGUACUGCAGUGAUUGACAUGUACUCAAAAUGUGGGUCACUUUCUAGUGCACGUAUUCUCUUUGAUAGGAUAAGUUAUAGGGAUUCAAUAUCUUGGAAUGCAAUGAUUGCUAGCUAUGGAAUCCAUGGGCAUGGAAAGGAAGCUCUUUCUCUCUUCCUCCAGAUGAAGUUGAUGAGUCAAAGACCAGACCAUGCCACGUUUGCUUCUCUUCUAUCAGCCUUAAGUCAUUCUGGUUUGGUUGAAGAAGGACGAUAUUGGUUUGGUAUAAUGCAUAGCGAUUUUGGAAUCCAGCCCAGCGAGAAACAUUUUGCUUGUAUGGUUGAUCUUUUAGCUCGUGCAGGUUUGGUUGAAGAAGCACACAAACUGAUAGGAUCUAUGGAGGAUGAACCAGGAAUUGCAGUUUGGGUUGCCCUCCUUGCGGGCUGCCGUAACCAUGGAAAGUUGGAGCUCGGAGAAAAGGUGGCAAAGAAGGUUUUCGAGUUAAAACCAAAUGACCCUGGAAUAUAUGCUUUGGUUUCAAAUGUUUUUGCUUUGGCAAGAAAGUGGGAUGAAGUAGCUUUGGUGAGAAAGGUAAUGAAGGAGACAGGGAUGAAGAAGGUACCUGGUUACAGUGUAGUUGAAGUAAGAGGGAAGCUUCAUGCAUUUCUAAUGGAGGAUAAGAGCCACCCCCAGCAUCAUAUGAUUGCAGCAAUGUUAGAUAGGUUGGAAUAUGAGAUGAGAGCAAUGGGUUAUGUUCCAAGGACAGAGUAUGUAUUACAUGACCUUGAUGAGCAAGUGAAGGAGAGGAUGUUGUGUAAUCAUAGUGAGAGACUGGCAAUUGCUUUUGGGCUUUUAAACACAGGACCAGGGACUAGACUGCUGAUAACAAAAAAUCUUAGGGUGUGUAGGGAUUGCCAUGAGGCCACAAAGUUCAUCUCCAAGAUUGUGGACAGAGAGAUUGUUGUAAGGGAUAUAAAGCGCUUCCAUCACUUCAAGGAUGGGGUUUGCUCAUGUGGUGACUACUGGUGAAUUGAUUAAGUUGGAAGGCUUACUUUCAGUUGAUGAUCUAUCAGCCUUAGUAAAAUUAGCGUUCUAAUUGUCUUGAUGGAUGUAUUGACUGCCAAUCCCAUAAAGAUAAAAGGUCAUUCACUCACUCUGGUCAAGCCAAUAUACUGGUCAUUUAAACCUAAGACAUGGGUUUGAUCCAAUCUUUUUCAAAGCCAGCAGACAAAGACCAGCAAGUGUGGACAUCUGGGCUUGAGGUAGUAGCUCAUUCAGAAGUUGUACUUCACAACCUUUGUCCUCGAUGUUAAGCAUGCUGCCUGGAUCAUUUGGCUUAUCUUUGGUGAAAAAUAUACUGGUUGCCCUUGAUACUUCUGUGGCUGGAGAAAUCUCUUUAUAAGGUCUUGGCCUGUCCAUUAGUAACACAGACAACCAAAGUAGAGAGGCAGAAAAAUGGUUGCAAUGAAAACACAGACAA